Messenger RNA from Jaculus jaculus (lesser Egyptian jerboa), 2349 nucleotides. RefSeq names its product leucine rich repeat transmembrane neuronal 1 (gene Lrrtm1). Gene Ontology annotation, molecular function: protein binding. Lineage: Eukaryota; Metazoa; Chordata; Mammalia; Rodentia; Dipodidae. The transcript is spliced from 2 exons. The record is from RefSeq and is a predicted model, not a curated record. The coding region runs from base 546 to 2114 and encodes 522 amino acids.
CAUGAGCGAGCCCGCUCUCCGCAGCUGCCCCGGGCGCGAAUGGCAGGCGAUCUCCGCGGACUCCGAGCGGGCGCCGGUCUGUGGUGGUCGUUUCCAAUGACGGACUUCCACCAGACCGUCAGAUCCUGGGGAGUCGCGAGCCCCGAGUUGGGAGUUUUUUUCCCCCCACCGCGUCACAGUCCGGACUGCAGAGGAAAAGGACGGAGUCAGGAGCGAGGCGAAGCCCGGGCUCCUGGGGCUCCGGCUCCGGCUCCGGCACGUACUUAGGAAACUUGCGGGUCGUACAAACCGUCUCCAGCCUCGCCGGCCGCCCUCGCAGCCCCGAGCGCGGCAGCAAAGUGAGACAUUGUGCGCCUGCCAGAUCCGCCGGCCGCGGGGCCGGGCUGCCUCGGAAACACAGAGGGGUCUUCUCUCGCCCUGCAUAUAAUUAGUCUGCACACAAAGGAAGCAGCUGAAUGGAGGUUGUCACUCUCUGGAAAAGGGUGGAUUUCUGACCGAACGCUUCCAAUGGACAUUCUCCAGUCUCUCUGGGAAGAUUCUCGCUAAUGGAUUUCCUGCUGCUCGGUCUCUGUCUACACUGGCUGCUGAGGAGGCCCUCGGGGGUGGUCUUGUGUCUGCUGGGGGCCUGCUUUCAGAUGCUGCCCGCCGCCCCCAGCGGGUGCCCGCAGCUGUGCCGGUGCGAGGGGCGGCUGCUGUACUGCGAGGCGCUCAACCUCACCGAGGCGCCGCACAACCUGUCCGGCCUGCUGGGCUUGUCGCUGCGCUACAACAGCCUCUCGGAGCUGCGCGCCGGCCAGUUCGGCGGGUUAAUGCAGCUCACGUGGCUGUAUCUGGACCACAAUCACAUCUGCUCGGUGCAGGGGGACGCCUUUCAGAAACUGCGCCGAGUUAAGGAACUGACGCUGAGUUCCAACCAGAUCACCCAGCUGGCCAACACCACCUUCCGGCCCAUGCCCAACCUGCGCAGCGUGGACCUGUCCUACAACAAGCUGCAGGCGCUCGCGCCCGACCUCUUCCACGGGCUGCGGAAGCUCACCACGCUGCACAUGCGGGCCAACGCCAUCCAGUUCGUGCCCGUGCGCAUCUUCCAGGACUGCCGCAGCCUCAAGUUUCUCGACAUAGGAUACAAUCAGCUCAAGAGUCUGGCGCGCAACUCUUUCGCCGGCUUGUUUAAGCUCACGGAGCUGCACCUGGAACAUAACGACCUGGUCAAGGUGAACUUCGCCCACUUCCCGCGCCUCAUCUCCCUGAACUCGCUCUGCCUGCGGCGGAAUAAGGUGGCCAUUGUGGUCAACUCCCUGGACUGGGUUUGGAAUCUGGAGAAAAUGGACCUGUCGGGCAACGAGAUUGAGUACAUGGAACCCCACGUGUUUGAGACCGUGCCACACCUGCAGUCCCUGCAGCUGGACUCCAACCGCCUCACCUACAUCGAGCCCCGUAUCCUCAACUCCUGGAAGUCCCUUUCGAGCAUCACUCUGACUGGGAACCUGUGGGACUGCGGGCGCAACGUGUGUGCCCUGGCCUCCUGGCUCAACAACUUCCAAGGGCGCUAUGACGGCACUUUGCAGUGCGCCAGCCCGGAGUACGCACAAGGCGAAGACGUCCUCGAUGCUGUCUAUGCCUUCCACCUGUGCGAGGAUGGCGCCGAGCCCACCAGCGGCCACCUCCUGUCGGCUGUCACCAACCGCAGUGACCUAGUGCCCCCUGACACUUCAGCAACCGCGUUCCUGGACGGCGGGGAGGGGCAGCGCGAUGGCACUUUCGAGCCUGCCACCGUGGCUCUCCCCGGAGGCGAGCACGCGGAGAACGCCGUGCAGAUCCACAAAGUGGUCACGGGCACCAUGGCCCUCAUCUUCUCCUUCCUCAUCGUGGUCCUGGUGCUCUAUGUGUCCUGGAAGUGUUUCCCGGCCAGCCUCAGGCAGCUCAGACAGUGCUUUGUCACGCAGCGCCGAAAGCAGAAGCAGAAGCAGGCCAUGCAUCAGAUGGCUGCCAUGUCUACCCAGGAAUACUACGUUGAUUACAAACCUAACCACAUCGAGGGAGCCCUGGUGAUCAUCAACGAGUACGGCUCCUGUACCUGCCACCAGCAGCCCGCGAGGGAAUGCGAGGUGUGAUGGCCCCUGUGGCACUCAACCCAUGCGCUACCAAAUACGCCUGUGCAGCCAGGUGGCCAGGCGGGCACCAGGCUUGGGUCUCUUCGUGUGUGCUCUGCUCUGCUCCUUGACUGAAACUGUAACGGGGUCUCUCCCAGAGACUUGACAUUUUAGCUUUAUGUGUCUUAAAAAAAAAACAACAAAAAACAACAAACAAAAAAAGAAAUAAAACACGACAAAACCCCACCCCACAAUC